Messenger RNA from Cydia strobilella, 2047 nucleotides. RefSeq names its product facilitated trehalose transporter Tret1-like. Gene Ontology annotation, cellular component: membrane. Lineage: Eukaryota; Metazoa; Arthropoda; Insecta; Lepidoptera; Tortricidae. Gene Ontology annotation, biological process: transmembrane transport. The record is from RefSeq and is a predicted model, not a curated record. Gene Ontology annotation, molecular function: transmembrane transporter activity. The coding region runs from base 49 to 1554 and encodes 501 amino acids. The transcript has 4 exons.
CAAACUGCAUAGCUUAAAACUGUGCCAACGCUAAAUAAACCCAUACAUAUGUGCCUUACUGUGCCAACGCUAAAUAAAACUAUCCAUAUGUGUGACAAGAAGUUUUUGGCCGCGGAGGAGAAGAUGACGUGUCCAGAGUCCAGGAUCAUGAUCAGGUCCAGUGAUGGACGGACGAACUACUACAGGACACAGAUUCUGGCGGCUCUGGCAGUGUCUCUGGGGCCCUUCGCCGCAGGGCUCAGCAAGGGCUACAUGUCUCCGGCCAUCGCGUCGCUACAGGAUACUAAACCUGGCGGCUUUGCUGUAAGCGAUCAGCAAGCUAGCUGGAUCGCCAGUUUAAGUUUAUUAGGUGCCCUCUUCGGUGGCGUGAUCGGCGGUCUGGCCAUGCGGUUAGGUCGACGAUCUGUGCUCUUAGCUGCUGCCCUCCCCUAUACGCUGACUUGGCUGGCCACUGCGCUGUCUACUGGGGUUGACAUGAUCUCUAUAACUUCAUUCUGCGGAGGGAUGCUGGUUUCCUGCAUAUCUAUGAUUACACAGGUAUACGUCACCGAAAUCGCCGUCCCAGACAUCAGAGGCUGCCUGAGCUCCGUGCUGAAGAUCCUCAGUCAAAUAGGCAUCCUUAUCUCCUACUCCUUAGGUGCCUAUUUGGAAUGGCACCAGCUUGCUUUAGUCGUCGCCUCAGCACCCGUGCUACUCUUCUUUGCUUUACUCUUCAUACCAGAAACUCCAUCCUCUUUACUCUUAAGAGGAAAGGAGGAAGAAGCUUCAAGUGCCUUACAAUGGCUACGAGGACCGGAUGCAGAUGUCAGGCAGGAGUUAGUAACAAUAAGAACGAAUAUUCUGGCCAGUAAAAGAUGCCAUGACGGCGGAAAGUUAAAGGCUCUCCUAUCAAAAAGAUUAACGAGACCAGUAUUAAUAACCUGGGGUCUCAUGUUCUUUCAAAGAUUCACUGCCGCUCACGCUUUUAACUUCUACGCUGUCAAUUGGUUCAGGAAGACAUUGAGAGUCCUAAGUCCUCACGGAGGUGCUAUAGCUACUAGCGUAGUCCAGCUUUUAGCAUCGUGCCUAUCAGGGAUGCUGAUAGACCAUGUGGGAAGGCUACCACUUCUAUUAAUAAGCGGGGCAAUGAUGUCGCUGGCGUUAGCUGGAUUUGGAUCCUACGCUUACUACCAAGAUGUAAUCUUGACGAGUAGUAAUGUUGACUCCGGAUCAUAUGACUGGAUUCCUCUGCUCUGCGUGUUAACGCUUACCAUUGCCUUUUCUUUAGGCAUCAGUCCUAUAUCUUCAUUGUUAGUUGGAGAACUGUUUCCAUUGGAGUAUAGGAGUACGGGAAGCGCAUUAGCUACAAGCUUCAGUCAUUUCUGUGGUUUCAUGAAUGUAAAAACUGCAGCAGAUUUUCAGGAGCAUAUAGGCUUGUAUGGCCUCUUCUGGUUAUAUGCGGGUCUUUCCGUCUUGUGUCUUCUGUUUGUUAUUCUUUUCGUUCCGGAAACGAAGGGGCGUGAAAUUGAUGAAAUGGACCCGAAAUAUGUCGAAUCGCUUUGUAUAAAUCGAUAGUACGAAUGACGUAGGCUUUAAGUGUUUGUUGCGCAGAAUAUGAUCUGAACGUCAAAUUUCUAAUUCAGCCGUAUUAACAAUAGAAUACCUUGCGACAAGACUUAAUGAUGUAAUCAUAUUGAUGAUGUCAAUUUUCAUAUUUAGACCGUAUUCUGCUCGACAAACGUAGUUUUUAAGCUUAAUUAGAUAAUUAGGUAGAUUUAUUAAUAAAUUUGGGCUACUUUAGGGUAAGCUAUCUGUCAGAUAGUGAUUAAAUGAGAUUAUCUUUAAGAUAGCCCCCAGUCUUCCAAGCUAAUACAGACAGAUCAUACAAAAGUAAUGGAAUUUUUAUUACAUCGUGAUAGCAGUAAUUACGUUUUGUGUGUCUGUAAUUGUUACGUUAGUAUUAUGUACUUUUUUUACAGAAUUGUAAAAAAAAUAUUUAUGGAAUAUCUAAGGCUGUUCAAGGGAUGCAUCUUUAGCUCGCAUACCUAAUUUCAAGUGUCUACAAUAC